Messenger RNA from Histoplasma capsulatum G186AR, 627 nucleotides. RefSeq names its product small nucleolar RNP protein. Gene Ontology annotation, cellular component: box H/ACA snoRNP complex. Gene Ontology annotation, biological process: ribosome biogenesis; snoRNA guided rRNA pseudouridine synthesis. Bases 1 to 627 code for a protein of 208 amino acids. The record is from RefSeq and is a predicted model, not a curated record. NCBI's taxonomy places the organism in Eukaryota, Fungi, Ascomycota, Eurotiomycetes, Onygenales, Ajellomycetaceae. Gene Ontology annotation, molecular function: box H/ACA snoRNA binding. The transcript is spliced from 6 exons.
AUGUCAUUCAGAGGAAGCAGUCGAGGUCGCGGUGGCUCUGCAACCGGUGCCAAUCGAGGCGGCUCGGGCUUUGGUGGACGUGGUGGUCGAGGAGGAGGCUUCCAGCCUUCAUUCGGCCCUCCAGCUUCGGUAUUGGAAAUGGGUUCUUUCUUGCAUGCGUGCGAAGGCGAGAUGGUUUGCGAGUCCAUCAACCCCAAAAUUCCGUACUUCAAUGCACCGAUAUAUUUGGAGAAUAAGACUCCCGUCGGAAAAGUUGAUGAAGUCCUAGGCCCUAUCAACCAGGUCUACUUUACCAUAAAGCCCCAAGAAGGAAUCGUCGCAACUUCGUUCAAAUCGGGGGAUAAGUUUUACAUUGGAGGAGAUAAGUUGUUACCACUAGAGAAGUUCUUGCCUAAACCAAAACCACCUCCAGGUGCCCCAAAACCAAAAAAGGUCGGAGGUGCUGGACGAGGCGCCGCUCGCGGUGGACGUGGUGGGCGCGGAGCUUCCCGCGGAGGUAGAGGUGCACCACGAGGCCGGGGCGGAGCUCCAGGAAGAGGGGCCCCUCGCGGUGGAAGAGGAGGGUUUACAGCCCGCGGUGGCUCAAGGGGCGGAUUUCGCGGUGCUUCUGGCGGACGGAGGUUCUGA